GUUAGGAAUUAGGACUUAGCUUCAUUGAUUCUUAUAUUCAGUGUAUGAUUCUGGUAAUAACUUCUUGCAAUCACAUUCCCUUUGACGAUAACAUGAGAUGGUGAAUGAGAAAACAAUACAGUUAGAAAGACUUCACUAAUAAAAGCUUCUGUCAUUGACUUGGGUUUCUACUUGAUGGGCCUAAACCUUACUGGGCCUAAACCGUAACACUCCGGUUUUUUAACAGUAAACCGUAAAUUGGAUUCGGAAACGAGAGAUGGUUUUCCGAGUUACCCUCCUCCUCGUUUCUCUUCAACAGAACUGUAGAUUCCAGUUUUUGAAACCAAAAUUUGAAAAGCGAUUAUUGAUUGAAUCAUCAUCGUCAAAGUAAUGAUCUUUUGCUCAAUUUGAUUGUCCAGGAUCUAGUUUCAGCAAUCUUUGGUUGCAAUCUUUGGUUGUUUCGUUGAGAUUCCAGCAAUCAAUCCUCAUGCCCGACGACGAUAAAGAGUUGCAGGAACCCAAGGAAGAAGACUCCUACGUUUGGGACAGCGAUACGCAGCUAUAUAUCCAUCACAGGCUACGUCUCUUCCCAAAUCUAUCGAUUCUAUAGCCUAAUUUCCUUAGUUUGCUUUAGUUUUGAUUGAAUAUAAGCAGAAAUUGUCCAUUGUGUUUAGGUUUGAUUGUCUUAGUGUUAAAAGCUUUAUCUGCUAUUUAUCGUUUUUAACUAUAAAGAGUGAUGAAAAAGGCAGAGACUUUAUUGAGAUUGAUGCUUAAUUCCAUUGAACUAAGGACUCUAUUCAUUUUUGCAUGCUAACUUUUGUUUCGAUUUGUGAAUUGCAGUAGUGGGUUUUACCAUGACCCAAAUGCUGGUUGGUAUUAUUGUAGCAAGGAUGGUCGUUACUACAAGCAUGAAAAUGGCGAAUAUGUUCCCUUGGAAUACGACGAGUCUUCGGUGAACCCUCCUGGAGAUAUUGUCACCUAUGAGCCAUCUGAAGAUGACUUAGGCAGAAAAUGUGCAUUUUCUCAGGCUGAGAAUGUUGAAAAUGGAUGUGAAGUUUCUCUGAGUAAUCCUGGAGAAACUCCUUCAGAGUCAACAGGGUGCCCAAAUGACCAGGAACCUGAACAUCGUCAACGACCUUCCUCAUGGGUGGAAGAUACACUAAUUGAACUUUAUCUGGAUGGUUAUAAUCAACAUCCCAGUGCUUCCAGCUAUGAGAGGGCUUCUGGGGAAAAUAAUCAGGAUUGUCAGAUGUUGUCAGCUAAUGGUCUUUGCCUGGGAUAAUGCUUAUUAGAAUUUUAUAUUGCAUACGUUGGAAUGAAUUUGCUCUUCAAGUUUGGAAUUUAAGGAGAGAAGCUACAAAUUGUGUUUGUUCUCCAGGAGAUGAUGAUGCUGAGGAACUUGAAGAGGGAGAAUGGAUUCCUGAAGAAGAUUUUGAUCCACAAGAAGAGAACUUUGGUGAAGGUUUUUAUCUCUUCUGUUCUUUUCAUUUGCUUUAUUUCCGCUCCAUAUCAGCUUUCUUGGUCAUGGUUUUUGAUAUAUGAAGCUAAAUAAAUCCUUAUUCCUCAUGGUGGAUAGUAUUUUUCUCUCGUAAGCUGAUCUUAAAAUUUGAAAUAAUUAACUAACCCCCGUAGUGCUGUUUAGGGGGAUCUUAUUACUUCGAUGAUGUGUUUUCUUCGGCUCAUAUUCAUAGCUUUCAUGCUCACUGUUUCAUUUCUAGCUGCUCCUUCAAGCGAGGAAGAAAGAUGGCUAGCACAAUAUGGUCAAGUCAUCGAAUCCCCUGGGAAGACCCUGCCUGAGAUCCCGUCUGUUGAUUUGUGGGAUUGGAAACUUGUAUGUGAAACCAGAGAAGCUGACAAUGAACAGGUGGCUAGGUUAGUAGGGAGGCUGGUCAGACAGUCGGCGAACCUUCAUCCAUCUGUGGUUUCUGGUGGCACACUUUUAAAAACUGCCCCAAUUUGUGAAGCUCGGCUUCACCUAGUGCGAGUUAGGACAGGUCAGGUCUAUAAACUUCGAAAUCCUAGUGCCAAAUACCUUGCAUCCUUGUCAGUAUAUGACGCCUCCAACCCAACAAAAGAUUGGGAAUUCCCUGAUAUUUCAACUGAAUGGCAAAAUCCUGAUACAAAACGCAAAGCCAAGAAGGGGAAACCAAAAAGGGCCAGCAAACUUACAGUGAAGCCUAGUGAAGUAGACAUGAUUGAAGAGAAGACAAAACGCAAAGCUAAGAAGGUAAAACCAAAAGCUGACUGCAAACUUACGGUGAAGCCUUGUGAAGUCGACAUGUUUGAAGAGCAAGAGACAAAACGCGAAGCUAAGAAGGUGAAACCAAAAACUGACUGCAAACUCACAGUGAAGCCACGAGAUGAAGUCAACAUGAUUGAAGAGCAGAGAAGCUGUUCAUACAGAGAUAGAGCCGCUGAGAGAAGAAAUUUGCAUGGUGGAUAUGGUGUUGGACCAGGUCAAAAAGGAACAACAGUGGACCAUAACACGGACGAGCAUUCAGUUCCCGACACUGGUUCUGAAGAGGAUACUGUAGCAGAAGCAUUGGAGCUAUCAUUUGGAUCUGGAAGUUAUGCAAGGAGGAUAAUGGGAAACAUGGGUUGGAAGGAGGGUGAGACGCUAGGGAAGAAUACAAAAGGUUUGGUUGAACCGAUACAAGCAGUGGGCAACACUGGGAAUGUAGGGCUAGGAUUUCCUCAAAGGAGAAGGAAAUAAUAUGAGGUACAAGAUAUUCAGUUUAAGGGACUCUUAGUGUUCAUAUAUUACUUGAGAAAUUGAGUUACUAUAUAAACUUGGAUUGGCUUAUAACAAGAGAGGUUGCAAUAGGUAGCUAAAUUUCAUCUAGACUUGUAAGAGUUGAGAAUCAUUUACUUGCUGAUUUUGAGAAAUAGAAUGAGAAAUCGAAGUACCAAGCAAUAGACAAGUUGGUUUCGAUUUUUAUUGGACCAAGCAAUAGAACUGUAUCAAGAAAACAACAUAUCGGAUUUAUGGUCCAUUUUCUCUUGGUCGACAAUUUUUUGAAAUGGCGCGACGUUGAACAAAAAUUAUACGAACAAAGAAAGCUAUUUCCAGGUUACUGCC
Molecule: messenger RNA, 3058 nt
Organism: Arabidopsis thaliana (thale cress)
Lineage: Eukaryota; Viridiplantae; Streptophyta; Magnoliopsida; Brassicales; Brassicaceae
Product: D111/G-patch domain-containing protein
Exons: 8
Coding region: 1640-2692 (350 amino acids)
Cellular component (GO): nucleus
Molecular function (GO): nucleic acid binding
Source: RefSeq, marked reviewed